Chaetomium globosum CBS 148.51 is the source of this 4188-nucleotide messenger RNA. RefSeq lists its product as uncharacterized. The coding region runs from base 1 to 4188 and encodes 1395 amino acids. The record is from RefSeq and is a predicted model, not a curated record. The transcript is spliced from 3 exons. NCBI's taxonomy places the organism in Eukaryota, Fungi, Ascomycota, Sordariomycetes, Sordariales, Chaetomiaceae.
AUGGCCACCGAAAACCUUGCGCCGCCGGCCUUGUCGCUACCUCCCAUAUCAGCCCCUUCUGUUCGACCGGACCGCGAUUCAUUAACAGCGCCGUCUCCGGCCGUGACUACACCUCUCGGCCCCGGUGCCCCGCCGGCCGCGCCCAUUCCUCCGCACCAACAGUACGAUCCGGCGCUAGAUCCCGCCAUCAAGCAAUUGCUAGACCAGCAGGCCGAGAUCCAGGCAAGGCUGGCUGCCCUGCUCCCUCAGAAGUAUGGCCCCAACGUCAAGCUCGAGCUCGAGAUGCUACACCACAAGCUUCGUGUGCUGCGCGCAUACGCCGAGGACAACCAAUUAUCCGGCAACAUCACUCCCCUGUCCGAGAUAGAGGAGGCAAGGGCACUGCAGUACCAGUGCGAGUGUAUCGAGAUGGCUUGUCUUGACCAAGGGAUCGACCUCCAGGACCCUCGGUUCCUCGAUGCACUGAAGUAUCAUUAUCACCGAGACCAAGCCCCAGAGGGAUAUGCUGCCUGGCUGGACCGGAAUUUCGCUCAGUACGACCCCGUCGCCCGGGCGUUGCGGUUGAAGGACAGCAUGCCCCUAGGCUUCCGCAAUAGCCACUCGUUCAAGUGCUGGGACGACCGAUGUAUGCACUACAUCUACGGUUACCCCCAUCGGGACGACCGGGACCAACAUUCCAAGGAACAUGUCGUUCCCCGAAAAAGAGAUUCAGGUCUCUCGGUCGGAGGUACGCCGCCCUUGUCGUUCACCGAGCAUCCGGGCCGAAACUACGGAGCCGACUACAGUAAACAAACGAGCUCGCCGCUGUAUCUCCCCCGCCCAAGCGCAAACUUCCAGCUCGCCCCUUUGGCAACGGGUAGUCAAGGCAGGGAUCACCGGGAAUCGCUAAGGAGCUACUCCUUUGUCCCUGAGUAUCCAGCCGGCCCUCGUGGCUCUGUUGACUCCGAGGUCGACCCGCUGUUACCGCCCUUGAAGCGCAGCCGCAUGGGGCAGGCUCGGUUGGAGUCCAUUGAGGAACUUCGCCUCCUUCGCGACAACGGACCAUGUUUGCGCUGUAGGGUCCUCCAAAAACCAGUGAGUGGGGAUUCUAGAUUUGCCCAGUGUUUUCCGGCUAACUCCUCCAAGUGCGAUUCCAAUGAUCCCUGUAGAUUCUGCCCUGACCCAACGACUUCCCCGGGCAACGACUUCUGGAAAUCUCUUGACUGCCUCCGAGGGCCGCUCACCGCUUUUGCCGAUAUCAUGUUGCCAGCUUCGAUGGGCCCCAGACACGCCCAGACCCCCAUGACUUCCCCCCUGGCUAUUCGCCGCAACAUGAACGAAUUCUUGGAUAGGGCCUUUGUCGUACCGCCGGAGAUUGCAAGAAUGGUCAAAACCCAUCUGGAUUUCGACGACGGGUUUUGGUGGACCGAGGACCUUGCCCACCUACCGCCCUCUAAUCCGACCCGAGCUGCCUUUCAUAAGGAUCCUAUCGAGAGACCGCCACCGAUCCUCAACGUGCUUGCAGCCAGUUGGAAUAUGAACCAGACCAUGUAUAGCUUCUGGCAGCUCCUGAAAGUAACAGGCGUGCUAUCCGAGACCCGAGACGCCGAACUCGCCAAGUACCCGGUAUUGUACCGCGCCAAACUGCUUCUCCGCGAAACGCUCUUUUACGACCUCCAGCAACCUGAUCCAGUCAUCCAUGCCGAACCCAACAGCUCAGCUUCCCAUGUCGUAUUCGACGACGCCGAUUCAUAUGGGCGCUUCUAUGUGCUCUACAACUGCAUGGUCCAGUUUUUGCAAUCCCUCGACAGCCAGAUGGCCCAGCCUAACCCACACGACCCGAAACACUGGCUGGCUAGCUUUAUCGCUCUUUGCAUCUUCAGCCUAGUGAAAACUAUCCUCGUCGAUAGAGCCGCCCACUUCCGUUUUAACCCGCCUUCUAUGCAUGCCGUCUACAAGGCGCUCGUCAGCGCCUUCGCCUGGUCCACGCCGAUGUUUCUGGAUGGGCAGGAUUUGGAGAUGGGGCACGGUGAUCGCGAGUUGCUCCUUUCGGUUGGCGUGUUCUUGGGGAGGAACGCUUGGGCUGAGCGCGGCAUCCCCUCAUCGAAGGAUUUCCUCAUGUUCCUUGGGAGCGGGGAAAUCGAGGGCGCCUACUAUAACGGAUUUAUUAAGCAGCGGUCGCCAGCGAGACAGGGAUCUAUUGUUCUCCCACCGAUCACCAAACCGAGCGAGGAGCCCAUCAGGAAACCCCUCCCUGACAUGCGCCCACUUAUCACUAGCUGGGCCCCUGCCGUCCAUGGUCAGCUAGACAGAGAGGUAUACGUUUUCAAAGGAGAACCAGACCGCAUGCUCGCUUCGCCGCAAACAAUGGAUCCGGGAAGGCGGCACACCGUCUCUGAGAGCCCGACCUUCAUGAGGCAGCCCGGCGGUGUGCUAACAUCACCAGUGGCCACGCCGAGAAUGCGAGCUUCUUACCAACGACCGCCACUGAGGAGAGUUUAUUGCACAAAGUGCAACGAGUACCCAGAGGGGUUUCGCGGCGAGCACGAGCUGAGGAGGCACAACGAUGCGAAGCACGCCGCCCUGGUAAAGAGGUGGGUGUGCACACAGCCGCCGGAUCCCCCAGGGUCGCCUCACCCCUUGAUACCACUGGCAAAAUGCAAAGCCUGUGUCACCCAGAAACGAUAUGGUGCCUAUUACAAUGCCGCCGCACACCUCAGGCGUGCCCACUUCAACCCCAACCGCGGCGGCAAGGCGAGUGGUGACUGGCCGCCCAUGUCGAUCCUAAAGGACUGGAUGCGUGAGGUGCGGCAGUCGAUCGACGUGCAAGAUCAAGACGAUGGGUCCAGCGGGGACGACGAAGCACAGGAUUACAAAACCGUCCACGACUUCAUCUCCCCGCCGCACCGGCGCUCCCCCGUCCUGGAAGCUCCGCGUCUUGCACCAGCGCCACCGGUACCUCAGCAGGCACAUGGCCCGCCACUAUUAGCACCUUCUCUCGACCGUCUCAACCCGGUUGGUCCCCCACCCAUCAUCAUCCAGAGCGCGCAGAGUGCAUUCUUGGCACCCACGCCAACGCUGAAGAGCGACGAUCCGCCGCAUACAUCGAGCUCCUCCUCGUCGUCCAUCCGCAGCCGCUGCCCGCAUCCCGAGUGCGGUCGCGUCUUCAAAGACCUCGCGGCCCACAUGCUGACGCACAUGGAAGAGCGGCCGGAGAAAUGCCCUAUCGAGACUUGCGAGUACCACAUUAAGGGAUUUGCACGCAAAUACGACAAGAAUCGGCAUGCACUGACACACUACAAGGGCACGAUGGUGUGUCCGUUCUGCCCGGGGGCCGGAACUGCAUAUGAAAAAGCGUUUAACCGCGCAGACGUGUUCAAGCGGCACUUGACGGCGGUGCAUAAUGUCGAGCAGACGCCACCCAACAGCAGAAAGAUGAUUCUGCCCGCAGGCCCUGGACGAGUCGGAGGGGUCGGCGCCAAGUGCAACAUCUGCCAAAGUCAAUUCGGGACCGCCCAGGAGUUCUACGAGCAUCUCGAUGAUUGCGUGCUGAAUGUUAUCGUUCCGUCGACGCCCAGGACGGCCGGCAGCGGGGGUGGCAGUGCCAUCACAAGAAAGGAUUCCGCGACGAGGACUCCAACGACGGCGAGCACUGAAAAAGGCAAAGAACUCGACAUGGAUAUAGAACCACCGCGUUCCCGAGAGCCCACACACCCGCGGGCCGACCAUGGGGACACCAGCAUGGAACAUGCCAAUGCUAUUAACCGCGCGACCAGCGGUGACGAGCACCGUAUACGCAAUAGGGCAUCUUUUGUGGGGGAUAAAGACCCCAUGCAAGUCGACCAAGAUCAGCAACAACCAAUGGAGCAGCGAUUCGAACCGCAGCCCCCAUCCCAAACCCCGUCCCAAACCCCGCCUUUCUCUUUUCCCCAACCGCAAGCAGAACGAACACAUAGCGAACGUGCCUCCGAACCCGAGCCGAAAAGCGAAAUUCAGGUCGCAAUCCCAGCUACCGCCCCUCCCGGCCAUGACGAGGAAGCGAUGGAGGUCGAGCGAUCCAGUAGCGCCGGCGCCAGCACAAGCCAGUCACAGCAAUCGGACCAGCCGCCCCCAAGCCAUGGAGCGAUCGAAGCGAAACACCAGAUGCUGCGCCCGGAGGUGACCCUCGGGUCGCCGGCGCCGGACGCUAUGGAUACGGAUUCGCAGUGA